Messenger RNA from Phytophthora sojae, 438 nucleotides. RefSeq lists its product as hypothetical. The record is from RefSeq and is a predicted model, not a curated record. The transcript has a single exon. Lineage: Eukaryota; Oomycota; Peronosporomycetes; Peronosporales; Peronosporaceae. Bases 1 to 438 code for a protein of 145 amino acids.
AUGCGCCGCUCCCUCCGAGAAGGCAGAACGGAUAGUCUGACCACCACGGAAGCCGAGGAAAGGGGAUUUAAGAUUCCGGGUUUCAGCAAACUGUCGUCACUGUUCAACAAGAACCCAAAAAUCGGUAACGCUAUAGCCUCGAAUCCGUCGAUCGCCAACGCCAUGAAGGAUCCCACGGUCACCAAGACGAUCACAACCCUCAAGAACAAACCCGGACUCCUCGCCAAACUGAAGAAAACCACCACAUAUAAAGAAAUUGCACCCAAGCUGAAGACAAACACUCUCACCACGAGGGACAUCGAGCGUCUCGGAAAAGAAACGGUGAAAGCUUCCGGUAAAAAGGGUUACAUGUAUGGUAUGGUUAUUGCGGCUGCCGCCACCAUAGUCGGCUUGGUUGUCAUUGCGCUCAUAGAGGACGCAACGAGUAAAUCCGACUAA